Calypte anna (Anna's hummingbird) is the source of this 822-nucleotide messenger RNA. It is a transcript of the gene CER1, whose product is annotated as cerberus 1, DAN family BMP antagonist. Gene Ontology annotation, molecular function: morphogen activity. Bases 1 to 822 code for a protein of 273 amino acids. The transcript has 2 exons. Gene Ontology annotation, biological process: determination of heart left/right asymmetry; signal transduction involved in regulation of gene expression. The record is from RefSeq and is a predicted model, not a curated record. Lineage: Eukaryota; Metazoa; Chordata; Aves; Apodiformes; Trochilidae.
AUGUCACUGCUUCUCCUUCAGCUGCUAGUGCUCUUAUGUCUUGGGGCCACAGAGUCACACGGAGAUUCAGCACAAAGGAAAACCAGAAGGCCAUUUCAGCACUAUCUCUACCUGGACAAAAAUCUGCUUCAAAGUCAGAGUUUUCGUGAGCUGGUAGGGGGAGAACCAAGGGGUGUUGAGGAAACCGUGGGAGAACCAAGCUUUUUUGUAGCAAUUCCACAGACAGCAUCUGAAAGUGAGCAGCAAAGGGAGAAAAAAACGUCCAGAUUCAUCCUUCCCAGUGCAGAACUCCACGCAGACCAAGACCUGAGAACCUGGGCAGCACCCAGACAGACCCCUCCUGUGGAAAGCUUCUCUCCUUUUCAGUACUCCAGCAGGAGGGAGGCUGAAACUCCCUAUAGAAAAGAUGCCAAGAAAUUUUGGGACCACUUCAUGUUAAAGAAAAAUUCAGCAUCAGAAGAAGUUGUCCUGCCAAUCAAGACCAAUGAGAUGCACCAAGAAAGCUGUAGAACCCUGCCUUUUUCCCAGAGUGUCACUCAUGAGAGCUGUGAGAAGGUGAUGGUACAGAAUAAUCUGUGUUUUGGCAAAUGCAGUUCCUUCCAUGUUCCUGGUCCAGAAGAUCGUCUUUAUACCUUUUGUUUGCACUGCUUGCCCAGCAAGUUCUCCAUGAAGCGCUUGGAUCUCAACUGCACCAGUUCUGUCCCAGUGGUCAAAGAAGUCAUGAUCGUAGAAGAAUGUAAAUGUGAGACUCAAAAGAUGACAGACCCUGCAACUGCAUCUCUACUGUCAGACAUACAUGCAAGUAUACAGGAACACAAUUAA